Messenger RNA from Letharia columbiana, 942 nucleotides. RefSeq lists its product as uncharacterized. Bases 1 to 942 code for a protein of 313 amino acids. NCBI's taxonomy places the organism in Eukaryota, Fungi, Ascomycota, Lecanoromycetes, Lecanorales, Parmeliaceae. Gene Ontology annotation, biological process: cytochrome c-heme linkage. Gene Ontology annotation, cellular component: mitochondrion. Gene Ontology annotation, molecular function: holocytochrome-c synthase activity. The record is from RefSeq and is a predicted model, not a curated record. The transcript is spliced from 3 exons.
AUGGGGUGGUUUUGGGCAGACACUGCAACGCCCCCGAGGUCGCUCGCACCUCAAUCUCUACCCAGCUCAGAUGCUGCACCUCCUCCUGGAUGCCCCAUGCACAAAGCCACCUCGACCUCUCCAUUCCCUCCCCAAAACUCGUCACGGUCGCCAGCAGACGCAUCCUCAUGCCCUAUCUCCUCUCCCAAUGCGCCUCUCUCGCCUUCCACGGCUAAACCGUCGACUCUCUCCAAACUAAACCCUCUGAAUUAUAUGCCAUCAAAUCUCUCUCAAUCCCGUUCCACCAACCAGACCAUUGCCCUCCCCACCUCCCGCACCACAUCAUCCAUCCCCCGGGGCGACGCAGAAGCGAACUGGGAAUACCCUUCUCCGCAACAAAUGUAUAAUGCCAUGCUACGGAAAGGCUACGAUGACACGCCCGAAGAUGCUGUUGAGAGUAUGGUGGCGGUACACAAUUUCCUAAAUGAGGGGGCUUGGGCAGAAAUUGAAGGAUGGGAAGCAAGGUUUAGCAAAGGGUUGGGCUACGGAUGGCAGGCUUGCAGCAGAGGCGAAGAGGGCUUUCAAGACAUGCCUCAAUGGAAAGGAGACAGGCCGAGAUUGAUGCGGUUUAUGGGGAGGCCGGGGGAUUUGACGCCCAAGGCCAGGAUGAUAGAAGUGCUAGGGCGGGUGUGGCCUUCGAAGUUUGCGAGCGAGUUACCGUUUGAUCGUCACGAUUGGUAUGUGCAAAGAACGACCCCGGGAGGGCAGACGAGGGAGGUGAGAUAUGUGAUUGAUUACUACUCUGGUCCGCCUGAGCCGACAGGAGAGCCGGUGUUCUACUUGGACGUGAGACCGGCGGUGGAUGGACCCACCGCGGCGGCUGAGCGUAUGCUGAGGUGGGGUGGGGAUGUUUGGCAUCGAGCGAGCGGUGCGAAGGCCAGGGAAAUGCGUCAUGAGGGUUGA